Molecule: messenger RNA, 3519 nt
Organism: Postia placenta MAD-698-R-SB12
Lineage: Eukaryota; Fungi; Basidiomycota; Agaricomycetes; Polyporales; Adustoporiaceae
Exons: 17
Coding region: 1-3243 (1080 amino acids)
Biological process (GO): ribosomal large subunit export from nucleus; ribosomal small subunit export from nucleus; protein export from nucleus
Cellular component (GO): cytoplasm; nucleus
Molecular function (GO): nuclear export signal receptor activity; small GTPase binding
Source: RefSeq, a predicted model, not a curated record
AUGGAGGGCAUUUUGGACUUCUCCAGAGAGUUCGAUGUCUCGCUCAUGGACAAGGUGGUUAUGGCCUUCUACACCGGAGCAGGGCAGGAGCAACAAAUGGCUCAGCAAGUCUUGACGCAGUUUCAGGACAACCCGGAUGCAUGGACACGGGUGCCGGAUGUCUUGGAACGCUCAUCAUUCCCCCAGACGAAGUAUAUCGGCUUGCAGAUUCUCGAGAAGCUCAUUACGACGAGAUGGAAGUCACUGCCUGACGGUCAGCGACAAGGUAUUCGGAACUUUGUUGUCGGCAUUAACGUGAAGGUCGCGUCGGAUGAGGCGACAAUGCGGAGAGAAAAGACGUAUUUGAACAAGUUGAACCUAGCGCUGGUUCAGAUUCUCAAGCAGGAAUGGCCACAUAAUUGGCCGACCUUCAUCACUGAGCUUGUCGAGUCGUCCAAGACGAAUCUAUCACUUUGCGAAAACAACAUGGUGAUCCUGAAGCUGCUGUCAGAGGAAAUUUUCGAUUACUCUGCAGAGCAAAUGACCCAAGCAAAGGUCAAGAACCUCAAGAACCAGAUGUGUGGCGAGUUCUCCGAGAUCUUCAAGCUAUGUUCGGAGAUUCUAGAGGAGGCGCAGAAAACAACCUUGAUUAAAGCGACGCUGGAAACUCUUCUCAGAUUCUUGAAUUGGAUCCCCCUUGGAUACAUCUUCGAGACGACCAUCAUUGACCUGUUGCUCAAUCGCUUCUUGGAAGCACCAGAGUUCCGCAAUGUGACUCUGAAGUGUCUCGCUGAGAUUGCCGCUCUCAGCGUCGGUCCUGAAUACGACCCAAAAUUCGUCAUCCUGUUCGCCAUGGUCAUGACCUCUGUCAACCGGAUGAUUCCCCCCAGCACGAACAUCGCCCAGGCAUACGCGAACGCCGGGGAUGCAGGUCAGGAGCUGGUACUCAACCUCGCCCUAUUCCUGUCGAAUUUCUUGUCCAACCACUUGCGUGCGGUUGAGACGGAGUCAAAUCGUGACGUCCUCUUGAAUGCUCAUCUAUACAUGGUCAAGAUCUCGCAGGUCGACGAGCGUGAGAUAUUCAAGAUCUGCCUAGAGUACUGGCUAAAACUAGUCUCUGAGUUGUACGAGGAGAUCCAAAGCCUGCCGAUCGGCGACGCUGGCCUCAUUGGCGACAGCGGCCUACUCAUGGGCCUGAGCCUCGGUGGCAAUAGCCAGAAUGCGUUGAGCAAAUUAACGCUGAGAAAACACAUCUACAGUGACGUUCUGUCCAACUUGCGUCUUGUUGUGAUCGAGAAGAUGGUUAAGCCUGAGGAGGUCCUCAUUGUCGAGAACGAAGAAGGCGAGAUUGUCCGCGAGUUCAUGAAAGAAAGCGACACGAUCGUUCUCUAUAAGUCAAUGCGCGAGCUACUCGUCUAUCUCACUCAUCUGGAUGUUAACGACACCGAGAACAUCCUGACGGAGAAACUCGCGAAGCAAGUCGAUGGCAGUGAAUGGUCGUGGCAGAACCUGAACACGCUUUGUUGGGCUAUUGGGUCUAUCUCAGGGGCAAUGAAUGAGGAGACUGAAAAACGGUUUCUGGUCACUGUCAUCAAGGACCUUCUCGGCCUUUGUGAGCUCAAACGGGGCAAAGACAACAAGGCGGUCGUCGCCUCCGAUAUCAUGUAUAUCGUGGGCCAGUAUCCUCGCUUCCUGAAGGCACACUGGAAGUUCCUCAAAACGGUGGUCAAUAAGCUAUUCGAGUUCAUGCACGAGACCCACGAAGGUGUUCAAGAUAUGGCAUGUGAUACGUUCAUCAAGAUUGCGCAGAAGUGCCGGAGGCACUUUGUAAUGCAGCAGGCUGGAGAAACGGAACCUUUCGUGGACGAGAUCCUUCGACUUCUCCACAGGAUUACUGUGGAUCUGGCUCCUCAGCAGGUCCAUACUUUCUACGAGGCCGUCGGCUACAUGAUUUCUGCGCAGCCCAACAAGCCACAGCAGGAGAAACUGAUUGCAAAGCUUAUGGAACUGCCUAACAAUGCUUGGGAUUCCUUGAUGGCACAAGCUGCACAAAGCAUGAGUGUUCUGGACAAUGUAGAUAACAUCAAGAUUCUAUCGAAUGUCUUGAAGACGAAUGUCGCUGCUUGCACGUCUAUUGGGCCCUUCUACCUUCCACAGAUUGGUAGAGUCUUCCUCGACAUGCUUGGUCUGUACAAGGCAGUUAGUGGUAUCAUCAGCGAGACUGUUGCGCGUGACGGUUUGAUCGCCACUAAAACUCCUAAGGUUCGCCACCUGCGGACAAUUAAGAAGGAAAUUCUCAAGUUGAUGGAGACGUUCAUCAAGAGAGCCGAGGAUCUCGAGACGGUCAACGGCAAUUUCAUGCCACCAUUCUUGGACGCCAUUCUUGGCGACUAUAACCGAAAUGUCCCCGCUGCGCGGGACGCGGAGGUUUUGAAUGUGAUGGCGACCAUCAUCUCGCGAUUGGGCCCAUUACUCACUCCUCAAGUACCGGCCAUCCUGGAGGCCGUAUUUGAACCGACGCUCAACAUGAUCAAUCAGGAUUUCUCCGAAUUCCCUGAGCAUCGAGUAGGCUUCUUCAAGCUGUUGCGAGCAAUCAACUUGAAUUGCUUCCCAGCAUUACUCACGAUCCCACCGCCUCAGUUUAAGUUGUUCAUGGACAGCAUCAUUUGGGCUAUCAAACACACGAUGCGGGAUAUUGCUGAGACUGGUUUGAAUCUCUGCCUGGAGGUCGUGAACAAUUUUGCGGGUGCUGAGCCUACGGUCAUGAACGCAUUUUUCCAGCAAUACUUCUUGAGUAUAAUGCAGGACAUUUUCUUCGUGCUCACGGAUACCGAUCACAAGAGCGGCUUCAAGUUGCAAUCACUGCUCCUGGCACGGAUGUUCCAGUUGGUGGAAACAAACCACAUCUCUGUUCCGCUCUUCGAUCCCGCGAGUGUGCCAGAUCCGAACAUGAGCAAUCCCAUGUUCUUGCGCGAAUACACUGCCAGUUUGUUGAAGUCGGCAUUCCCUCACGUUCAGAACGUACAAAUACAGACGUUCGUACUCAGUCUCGGCGAGUAUCAUAGCGAUAUCAACCGGUUCAAGCUUGCCCUCCGUGACUUCCUGGUGCAGCUCAAGGAGUUCUCUGGCGACAACGCCGAGCUGUACCUCGAAGAAAAAGAAGACGAGGCACUUCGCAAGGCGCAGGAAGAGCGGGAAGCCGCGAUGCGGAUCCCCGGUAUGCUCAAACCAUCGCAGCUCGAAGACAAGGACGAGGACAUUUAGGCGGUCACAAAGUUGCUCUGGCGUUGUACGAUAGAAUCACUUGUCUUCAUGUAAUCCUUGGUUCUCUGCUGACUGCUCCGCUAUGUAUACCUUCAUAUUGCCUCCCCCACCCCCUACCCUUCCCCCCAUCCGUACCCUCGCCGACCCCUCCCCUGCAUAAUGUGUCUCGCCUUCCUGAAGCAAUGUAUAAGUUCGCUAUCGUCAUCUCGCUAUUAACAGCAUAUAUCUGUCAUGUACUAGUACCUUAUGCAGGAUCACAAAACAAGACAAUAGUGU